AGGUAUCAGUACCUGGAUCAGCACCUGGACAGGUCCCAGUUCCUGGAUCAGAACCAGCCCCUGGAUCAGAACCUGCACCUGGAUCAGAACCAGCCCCAGGACAGAUCCCAGCACCUGGAUCAGCACCAGGACAGGUCCCAGCCCCUGGAUCAGAACCUGCACCUGGAUCAGAACCAGCCCCAGUCCCAGUCCCAGCCCCAGUCCCAGGACAGGUCCCAGUCCCAGUCCCAGUCCCAGUCCCAGUUCCAGCCCCAGUCCCAGUCCCAGUCCCAGCCCCAGUCCCAGUCCCAGCCCCAGCCCCAGUCCCAGUCCCAGUCCCAGUUCCAGUCCCAGUUCCAGUCCCAGUCCCAGUCCCAGUCCCAGCCCCAGGACAGGUCCCAGUCCCAGCCCCAGCCCCAGUCCCAGCCCCAGUCCCAGCCCCAGUCCCAGUCCCAGUCCCAGUCCCAGUCCCAGUCCCAGCCCCUGGACCGGUCCCAGUCCCAGUCCCAGCCCCAGUCCCAGCCCCAGUCCCAGUCCCAGUCCCAGUCCCAGUCCCAGUCCCAGGACAGGUCCCAGUCCCAGUCCCAGUCCCAGUCCCAGUCCCAGUCCCAGUCCCAGCCCCCAGACCGGUACCUGGUGGCCGCCGCCGCGCUGUUCGUGGCCGCCAAGGCCCAGGGGACGCCCCGGCGAGCCAGGGACGUGCUCAACGUCUGCCUGAGUGCCCCCUGGGAUCCCCCAAAAUUCCCCCGGUGCCCCCCAGGUGUCUCCAGCCCGGGACCCCCCCCCCCGGCGCUGGACGGGGAUUUCUGGGCGCUCCGGGACAGCCUCCUGCAGUGCGAGCUGCUGCUGCUGCGGGUGCUGCGCUUCCGGCUGCCCCUGGCGCACCCCCACAAGUACCUCCUGCAGUACCUGCUGGCGCUGUCCCGCUGGGCCGGGGGUCCCUGGGCCGGGGGUCCCUGGGGGAGGGUCCCGGGGGUCUCGUGGGCGCUGCUGCGGGACGGGGCCGCGGGGGGGCUGGGCCUGCGCCACCCCCCCCCCCACCUGGCGGCGGCCGCGCUGCGGCUCGGGCUGGAGCUGAGCGGGGGCGGGACCCCCCCCGGGACCCCCCCCCAGUGGUGGCAGGUGCUGAGCCCGGGGUUAACCCUUCCCGCGCUGGAGGGAAUCGUGCGGGAGCUGCUGGCGCUCUACAGCCUGGACACGCAGGUGGGGGGAAGGGGGGCGCCGCCCCUCCCCCCACCCCCUCCCCACCCCCCCCGCCGGCCCCUCCCCCACAAAAGGACCGACAGACACAGCCCCUCCCCCCCCCCCACCGACAGAGAUCCUGAGACCCCCCCCCAAAAAAAAAAAAAAAACAAAAUUUUCCUCCCCCCCCCCUCUAGGUCGUGA
Oenanthe melanoleuca is the source of this 1365-nucleotide messenger RNA. Its product is annotated as protein enabled-like. Gene Ontology annotation, cellular component: nucleus. Lineage: Eukaryota; Metazoa; Chordata; Aves; Passeriformes; Muscicapidae. The annotation marks the transcript as partial. Gene Ontology annotation, biological process: regulation of transcription by RNA polymerase II. The transcript is spliced from 4 exons. The record is from RefSeq and is a predicted model, not a curated record. Gene Ontology annotation, molecular function: cyclin-dependent protein serine/threonine kinase regulator activity.